Molecule: messenger RNA, 618 nt
Organism: Corythoichthys intestinalis (scribbled pipefish)
Lineage: Eukaryota; Metazoa; Chordata; Actinopteri; Syngnathiformes; Syngnathidae
Gene: dapl1b.1
Product: death associated protein 1b
Exons: 4
Coding region: 63-407 (114 amino acids)
Biological process (GO): negative regulation of autophagy; cellular response to amino acid starvation; apoptotic signaling pathway
Molecular function (GO): death domain binding
Source: RefSeq, a predicted model, not a curated record
AAAAAGUGUGAGUCGCGCAGCAUCGAGAAGAAAGUUUGUUUUCUUACCGAGAAAUUUGGAAGAUGGUUCACCCAGGCAGCAAAAGUGGCCCCAAAGACCCUCGCUUGCUUAAAGCUGGACACCCUCCUGCUGUAAAGGCUGGAGGCAAGAGAGUGGCUAAAAAGGGCUUGGAAGAGGCGGGCACUCAUGGAACCCUAGAGAAGGAGACCAAAAGGCCUGACAAAAACAGGUCCGGUGCAAACAGGAUGCAACAAGUGAGUCUUCUUCUGGCAGGAACUCUAGACAAGCUGAGCCACGACUUUCCUGAGACGCCAGUGAGUGUGAGGCACAGCAAGGUGCGACCUGCUGUGGAGAAGCCCCACUCUCCCCGUCUCACCUUCUGCAUCCAGCAGCCAAGGAAGUUCUGAAGAAGGCUACCUUGAUGUUUUGUAACACUUGUACAUGGGCUGCUUCUUCUUUCAGCUAUGUGUGCUUCUAUUAGCUUAAUGGCUGUUGUACAACUUUCUUGUGUGUAAAAUGAAGAUUCUGAUGUUUCUGAUGUUUAAAACGUUGUCUUUUCUGCCACGUUUGUACUGCUUGGCAUGUUAUGCAUUUAAUAAUAAAAACUAGAUUUUGGCA